This is a messenger RNA of Diachasmimorpha longicaudata, 3071 nucleotides long. RefSeq names its product DNA replication licensing factor Mcm2 (gene Mcm2). Gene Ontology annotation, cellular component: nucleus; MCM complex. Gene Ontology annotation, molecular function: single-stranded DNA helicase activity; 3'-5' DNA helicase activity; ATP binding. The transcript has 4 exons. The record is from RefSeq and is a predicted model, not a curated record. Gene Ontology annotation, biological process: mitotic DNA replication initiation; DNA replication; double-strand break repair via break-induced replication. The coding region runs from base 370 to 3012 and encodes 880 amino acids. Lineage: Eukaryota; Metazoa; Arthropoda; Insecta; Hymenoptera; Braconidae.
ACCCUUGGGGUGGGUACUAGCGUUGGGGUAGGGUCACCUGGCCCUCUGAAUGUGACCCUCCACUUUAGUUUGUCCUUUUGGGGCACCUGUGGAUCAACUGUUGGAGCGAUGGGUGAGAGGUUAUGGUUAAUGCCGCCAAAAUUUUAGUCAGAAUUGUUUGUGACUCCUCGAGUGACGGUUUCACCCCACCAUUUUAUGACAAAAACCAGAAAUUUGUUAUUGUUUUUGGUUAAAAGUACUGAAAUAUCGAUUGAAAAACGAGUGCUGUGAGUUGACGAUAGAUUUUCAAUCGUGAAAAGUGAAUAAUUAACGUUGAAGACUUUAUUUUCUAAUUUUUUUUGGUGAAUUUUGGGGAGAAAAGCAGCAAAAAUGAGUGACUCCAGCUCUCCCCCUCGCGCCCGCCAGGACGCCCCCACCUCCCCCGCCCCCGACGUCGACGAGCCCUUCGAAAAUGAGGCAGACCUCCUCGGGGACGAUGCCCUCUCCCAAGACGACAUUCCCAACGAAGAAGCCGACGGCGAGGAGCUCUUCGGCGACAACAUGGAAGCCGACUAUCGCCCAAUGCCCGCCCUGGACCGUUACGACCAGGCCGUCAUGGACGACGACGACUACUCUGACCUCUCCCAGGGUGAUCGCGUCGCCGCCGAGGCCGCCAUGCGCAAGCGCGAUCGAGCCGCUGGGAUCUUCCGCGACGAUCGCGAUCUCCUUUACGAAGACUCCGACGAGGACGACACACAAGUGACGAAACGUCGACGAGCGGAGAAGGCGGCAGCCGGCGACGUCGGUGACGCCGAAAUGGUCGAGUCCAUCGAGAACCUGGAGGACACGAAAGGUCACAGCGUCAAGGAGUGGGUCCUCAUGCUGGGCCCCAGAACCGAAAUAACAAAUCGUUUCAAAAACUUCCUUCGCACCUACACCGACGCAAAGGGCCAGUGCAUGUACAAGGAACGCAUACGUCACAUGUGCGAGAGCAAUCAGUCGUCCUUCGUCGUCGAGUUUCCAGUCCUCGCCAGCAAGGAACACGUCCUCGCGUAUUUUCUUCCUGAAGCGCCAUUUCAGAUUCUCGAGAUAUUCGACGCAGUCGCCAAGGAACUCGUCCUUACGAUUUUUCCGAGUUAUGAACGUGUCACGUCGGAGAUUCACGUCAGGAUAUCAGAGCUACCACUCAUCGAGGAGCUCAGGACAUUCAGAAAACUUCAUCUUAAUCAACUCGUGAGGACACUGGGUGUUGUCACUGCUACCACUGGUGUCCUUCCUCAGCUGUCAGUUGUCAAGUACGAUUGUACCAAGUGUGGGUAUGUCCUGGGUCCCUUCGUACAGAAUCAGAAUAGUGAAGUUAAACCUGGAUCGUGUCCUGAAUGUCAGAGUCUUGGACCUUUUGUUGUUAACAUGGAACAAACGAUUUAUCGUAAUUAUCAGAAAAUCACUGUUCAGGAGUCACCUGGGAGGAUACCAGCUGGUAGGAUACCACGUAGUAAGGAUUGUAUACUCCUAGCUGAUCUAUGCGAUCGAUGUAAACCUGGGGAUGAGAUUGAUCUCACUGCGAUUUACACAAAUUCCUACGAUGGAUCACUCAAUACUGAACAGGGAUUCCCCGUUUUUUCAACUCUACUACUCGCUAAUCACGUGUUCGUGAAGGACUCGAAGGAAAUCGUGGAUUCCCUCACCGAAGAGGACAUCUCCAGCAUCAUCAAGCUGUCGAAGGAUCACAGGAUAGCUGACAGGAUCGUCGCCAGUAUUGCACCAUCAAUUUAUGGUCAUGAUUUUAUCAAGAGGGCCCUUGCCCUCGCCAUCUUUGGGGGUGAGUCGAAGAAUCCUGGGGGUAAGCACAAAAUUCGGGGGGACAUUAAUGUCCUUUUGUGUGGUGAUCCUGGUACAGCCAAGUCACAGUUUCUCAAGUACACGGAGAAGAUUGCACCAAGGUCGGUGUUUACGACGGGUCAGGGGGCGUCGGCUGUUGGAUUGACAGCGUAUGUCAGACGAUCACCGGCGACUAGGGAGUGGACACUUGAAGCUGGGGCACUUGUACUUGCUGAUCAUGGGGUGUGUUUGAUUGAUGAAUUUGAUAAGAUGAAUGAUCAGGAUAGAACGUCUAUUCAUGAGGCGAUGGAGCAGCAGAGUAUUUCUAUAUCGAAGGCGGGAAUUGUUGCGUCGUUGCACGCCAGGUGCUCUGUCAUCGCGGCUUCUAAUCCCAUUGGGGGAAGAUACGACGCCAGCAUGACCUUCUCCGAGAACGUGGACCUCUCCGAGCCCAUUGUCUCCAGAUUCGACAUCCUCUGCAUCGUCAAGGACGAGGUAGACCCCAUGCAGGACCGCCAUCUAGCAAAAUUCGUGGUAAACUCUCACAUAAAACAUCACCCCACCAACGAGGAGAGGACACUACCUGAGGAGCUCCACGACAACACACCAAGUGACACCCUGUCCAUUCCCCAGGACCUCCUGAAGAAGUACAUCGUCUAUGCGAAGCAGAAUAUUCACCCCAAACUGGCCAACGUCGACCAGGACAAGGUCGCCAAACUCUAUUCCCAGCUGAGGCAGGAGAGUCUGGCAACAGGAAGUCUUCCCAUCACUGUCAGACACAUCGAGAGCAUCAUCAGGAUGUCAGAGGCGAGUGCUAAGAUGCACCUGAGGGAUUACGUUCGUGAGGAUGACGUCAACUUGGCGAUUAGGAUGGCCUUGGAGAGCUUCGUGGACACCCAGAAGUACUCGGUGAUGAAGAGCAUGAGGCAGACGUUCCAGAAAUACUUGACGUACAAGAAAGAUCACAGUGAGCUGUUGUAUUACAUCCUGAGGCAGAUUACGUUGGACACUUUGGCGUUUCAAAAGGCUGUGAGGGGGACCCGGGUGAUGACUAUCGAGGUUCCUGAGAAGGAUCUGGUCGACAAGGCGAAGAGAAUUGAUAUUCAUAAUUUGCAGCCGUUUUAUGAGAGUCCAGUUUUCAAGAAUAAUAAUUUUGUUUAUGACAGCAAGAGACGUGUUAUUGUUCAGACACUUCCAGAUGCUGAGGAAUGAUUUGAUGAAAGGAUUGUGAAUAUUUUUAAUGUCUUUAAUAAAGUUUUUUUCUACAUCAA